GCUCAUCCAACGCUUAAAGGUGGACUCGGGUUAAGCUCCAAAUAUCUAACGUCAACGAAAAAAACCGUAUAUGAUAAGCAUUUGACGACAAGCCUAAGUGAAUAUAAGUGGCAUUUAAAAGCAUCUGCAGGAGUUGCGUCUUUUAUUUGAGGUUAGUUUAAGUUUCAAGGCUUCUUUCGCUCACGCAGUGGGAAUGGACAUUACUGGCUAAACAGCUGGCAAGCAUUGAGACAUUAAGAUUGAUUGAUUGGUGCACCCCUCUCUAAAGUACGGGCUGGAUGUUAAGAGAGAUCUAUUGACAAGAGAGAAAGUUUCGUUGGAUAACAUUAGGUCGUAUCAUUCACGAUGGUGGAUGCAGCUGAAUGUUGCGUGAAGGUGAUGUGCCGAUUCAGGCCACUUAACGAAUCAGAAAUCAACAGAGGUGACAAAUACAUACCAAAAUUCAAAGGAGAAGACACCGUCGUUAUUUCGGGGAAGCCAUAUGUCUUUGACCAAGUCCUUCCUCCGAACACAACACAGGAACAAGUAUAUGACAACUGUGCCAAACAAAUUGUAAAAGAUGUGCUGGGUGGCUAUAACGGGACCAUUUUUGCCUAUGGCCAAACCUCAUCAGGCAAGACUCACACUAUGGAGGGACAACUUCACAGCCCUCAGCAGAUGGGUAUCAUCCCUCGCAUUGCACAGGACAUCUUUGACCACAUCUACUCUAUGGAUGAAAACCUCGAGUUCCAUAUCAAGGUCUCUUAUUUUGAAAUCUACCUGGAUAAAAUCAGAGACUUACUUGAUGUUUCCAAAACCAAUCUUGCUGUACAUGAGGAUAAGAACCGGGUGCCCUUUGUCAAGGGUUGCACAGAACGCUUUGUGUCCAGUCCAGAGGACGUCAUGGAUGUGAUCGAUGAUGGAAAAGCCAAUCGUCAUGUGGCCGUCACGAACAUGAACGAGCAUAGCUCCCGCAGUCACAGCAUUUUUCUCAUUAAUAUUAAGCAGGAGAAUGUGGAGACUGAGAAGAAAUUGUGUGGGAAGCUCUACCUGGUGGAUCUGGCUGGAAGUGAAAAGGUCAGUAAAACCGGAGCAGAAGGAUCUGUAUUGGACGAGGCUAAAAAUAUCAAUAAGUCUCUUUCUGCUCUGGGGAACGUCAUCUCAGCCCUGGCUGAGGGAACUAAAACUCAUGUGCCGUACAGAGAUAGUAAAAUGACCAGGAUUCUUCAGGAUUCUUUGGGUGGGAACUGCAGAACAACCAUCGUCAUCUGCUGCUCUCCCUCCAUAUUUAAUGAGGCUGAGACCAAAUCCACUCUCAUGUUUGGCCAGAGAGCAAAAACCAUCAAAAACACAGUUUCUGUUAACAUGGAACUGACAGCUGAAGAAUGGAAGAAAAAAUAUGAGAAAGAGAAAGAGAAGACCAGGGGUCUGAAAAUCAUCAUCCAGAGACUAGAAAAUGAGCUCAAAAGAUGGCGGAAAGGUGAGACUGUACCUGCUGAAGAGCAACUCAACAGCAAAGAAUCCAAGAAUUCUGAAGCCGCUCCCAUAAUUGACAAAUCGGCUCCACCCCCUGAGCCUCUUUCAGAUGCAGAGAAAACCCAAUACGAGGAACUGAUCAAUGACCUGUAUCAGCAGCUAGAUGACAAGGAUGAUGAGAUCAACCAGCACAGUCAGCUGGCAGAGAACCUGAAGCAGCAGAUGGCAGAUCAGGAUGAGCUCCUGGCAUCCACACGACAUGACUAUGAGAAGAUCCAGGAAGACCUGAGCCACUUGCAGCAUGAGAACGAGGCGGCUAAAGAGGAAGUGAAAGAGGUGCUUCAAGCCUUAGAGGAGCUGGCAGUGAACUAUGACCAGAAAAGCCAUGAGGUGGAGGAGAGGGGAAAGACAAACCAACAACUUUCAGAGGAGCUUGUGCAGAAAAGUGCAGCUCUAGUUGGUGUGGAGAGGGAUUUCGCUGCUCUGCAGGAACUGAGUGGACAUCACAAGAAGAGAUCAGCAGAGAUCCUCAGUCUAUUGCUCCGAGACCUCAGUGAGAUUGGCAGCGUUAUUGCCUUGAGUGACCAAAAGAUGACAGAGGUGAAUGGAGGAAUGGAAGAGGAAUUCACCAUGGCACGUCUCUUUAUAAGUAAGAUGAAGUCAGAAGUGAAGUCUCUGGUCAACCGCAGCAAACAGCUCGAAAGCGCACAGACUGAUACAGUGUGCAAAAUGCAGGCCAACGAGAAAGAGCUCGCUUCCUGCCAGCUCCUGAUCUCUCAGCAUCAGGCCAAGAUAAAAUCCCUUACAGACUAUAUGCAGAACAUGGAGCAGAAGAAGAGACAACUGGAGGAAAGCCACGAUUCACUGACGGAGGAGCUUGCUAAACUCCACGCAAAAGAAAAGAUGCAUGAUGUGUCAGUUCUUGAUAAGGAAAAGGAACACAUGAGCAAAAUCCAGGACGCUGUGGAGAUGAAGAAAGCCCUGGAACAGCAGAUGGAAAGCCACAGAGAGGCUCAUCAGAAGCAGGUCUCUCGUCUCCGAGAUGAGAUAGAAGAGAAACAGAGGAUCUUGGAUGAGCUGAAGGAUUUGAAUCAGGCUCUACAGCUUGAACAGAAGCAGCUUAUGUCGGACUAUGAUAAGCUCAAACAGGAGGAACAGAAGAAGGAUGAGAGACUACAGAAGCUUGUUUUGUUGAACGAGAAGAAGGAGCAAGCCAAAGAAGAUCUCAAGGGUCUGGAAGAGACUGUUGCCAAAGAGCUCCAGACUCUCCACAAUCUGCGCAAGCUGUUCAUCCAGGAAAUCAGUGACCGAAUUGGACGAAGUAUGGAACUGGAUGCUGAUGAAUCAGGGGGAAGUCUGGCACAAAAACAAAAGAUUAUUUUCCUGGAGAACAAUCUGGAACAGCUCACUAAAGUCCACAAGCAGCUGGUACGUGAUAAUGCAGACUUGAGAUGUGAGCUGCCUAAACUUGAGAAGCGCCUACGUGCAACCACUGAGCGGGUGAAAAUUUUGGAGUCUGCUCUGAGAGAGGCAAAAGAAAGUGCCAUGAGAGACCGUAAGCGGUACCAGCAAGAGGUGGACCGCAUCAAGGAGGUCAUCCAAGCGAAGAAUCAGGCCAGGAGGAACCACACUGCACAAAUUGCCAAGCCUAUUCGUGCUGGACAUCAUCAUCCAGUGGCUUCUGCCUCAUCAGGCCACACUGUCAGAGGAGGUGUCUCCAGCCCACGACGACACUACCAUCAGCACCAACAACAACAGCAGUAUCACCACAGGACCAAGUGAAAACAGGCCAAGGUUGAAGAAAAUGUGUGGCAUCAAGAGUACGUCUUUUUCAGCUGUUUUCCUUCCUUUUCAAUGAGGAAAAAAAACUACUGUCAUCUUUUACGAAGACUUCUCAAGUUAACUUGCUGUCCUUACCAUUACCUCCACACAUUCAUCCUGUUUAAGUUGGAUCCUUCCCUCCAUUUAUUCAUCAGUCCUGAAUGGGGAUCUGAGAUCGGUGGACUCUUCCAUAAUUAAACAUUCACAGAAAUGGGCAAACUCAGACCCACACUUUUAAGACAAAGUGAUAGUGUCUUUUAAAUUGAAGUGCUAAAUUUAUAUAAGUGCUAUUUUAUUGCUUGUUUCAUGUUCUGACACUUCCUCUGUCUUUCUCUCCCUCUCUAUGGUUUCUUUCUACCCUGAGUCACUUUGUAUUUGAAAAAGUCUUCAAUGUUGGUGUCACAUUCUGAUUAUAGUAAUUCAACUCAACUUUCAUCAUAGAUGCCAGGUUAGUUUCCAUCAAAGGAAAUAACAGUCUUGGAAGAUAAAUUUGCAUAGAUGAAACACUGUCACCAAAACAGCAUUAGAAGACAUUUUACACCCCUGGAGUAACAUUAGGGCCAUUCUGUGGUUCUCUUAAUUGGCACUAAUUCUUUCAGUUUUAAUGGCCACUGAGAACAUGCAGUGACAUGACUGGGGAAUGUAGUUUAGGAACACACACAUUGCUUCGAGCAUAAUGCUGAAUGAUUUAAUUAUUUAUAAUGCUUCAAUGACUGAAAAUACUUUUACUGGAUGUUAAUUUUUUAUAUUUAUUAUUUAUUUUUAUAUACAUUGAGUGAUUUCAUUUUAUUUCCAAAUUCUAUUUUUUACUUUUUGUAUAUUAAUUUUAAGUUCCUCACUUAGAGCCAGGGCAUCAUGCAUACAUGUUUUAUACAGAUACCAAUAUGGGUGCUUUGGAAAUGUUCUUUGCUGUAAUUUACACUUAAAGGUGCUCUGGAGCAAACAUCAGGAGUCAUGUAAAGAUUUCUUGACAAUAUAUUCUUGAUACCUAAACUUGCCUGCAUGCAAGGAAAUCAUGUAAGGAAAGACAAAGUCAGAGACAUUACAGUUUCACAUUUGAAAAGAACAAAUACAUCUGAGAUAGCAAAUUACCCUGGAGAGGAUUUUACAGCUAAUUCCAUUUACUUAUUUACUGAAUUAAACUUUAGAAAAAUUAUACUUUUUUAUCAUAGUAUCAUUAUUUAUCAUUUGUUCAUUUUUAGUAGUUUAAGCACGAAGUAAUUUUCAGGAUUUUUAUUAUUAUUUUUCCACCCUAAAACUGAUGGUGUAGACCAAACAGUAAGGCCUAGAGACUUCAAACUUUGGGGAAUGGUAGUACUCUGGCUGGUUAAUCAUACGCAUGGACUCACCCCGAUAGGGGGUGCUAAAAUUAGGGCAAAUGCGUUUUGGGCCAUAACUCCUUAUAUCAUUGCAAUCCUUUGCUCAGGAAGAAAAAAAUGGCCAUCUCCAACUUUAUUUCCACCAUGAAAAAUGUUCUGCUAUUUUGGAUUUUUCUAAAAACAUACUUUUUCAAAUUAGUCCUUGGCUGUUUGCCCGAUUGAAACCAAACCAGUGCAGAAAGGUUCUCUCGUGUCCCAAUAUCAAUAAUUAUCAAAAAAAAAGUUUGAACUUUCGAUUCACUGUCACAACAAUACGCCAAAACAUACAAAUUCAAAAAUAAUUUACGACCAGGAGGCACUAUCGUGUUUUACAUGCGUGUACAUGAUUGUAUAUACAGCGGCGUUUCAUACAGUUAUUCAUAUUAUAUGAUAGCACUCCUCAUUCUGAACAACUUUGCCUCAAGAACCAUUGAUGUGAAUUGAAUCGUUUGUUAAAUAUUUAAGAUUAUAUAUAUAAAAAAAACAAAAACUACUUUUUCAAGCUAGUCCUAGGCCAUUCACACGAUAGGAAACAAACCAGUGCAUAGAGAUUCUCUGGAGUCCCAAUAUCAAUAAUUGUCAAAAAGGUUAACUUUCAAUUGAUUGUCGCAACAGUACGCCAAAACACAUGAAGUGGGUGUGGACACUUUUACUUAAAUGGUUAUAACUCUUGAACGGACUGAGAUAUUUUCACCAAAUUUGGGACAUUUAUGUAGGAGGUCAAUCUGAGGACACAUGAAAAAAAAAAACAGAGGCCACCAUUGCCUUUUUGUGGCGCUAAAACAGUCAGGAAUGUAAAUAAUGCCAUAUCUCUGUGCGACCUAACCUGAUGGUUCUGAAAAUUAAGGUGCUUUAUCAUUGUUUUAGACUGUCCAAUUAAUACUCAAUAUCUGUCACAUAUUUACUUAAAAGCCCUUAAACUCUUGAACCCGUUAAUUGCUGCUUGCAGUUAUAUUUACUUUUGAUAUUGCUCUAAGGUCAUAAAAAUACAAAUACAUCAACACAAAUUCACAUUGUUGAGAAUCUCCCCUGUCAAAUUAACUCCUUCACUUACAGAAUCAAAGUAUCCCCCGUUUUGUUCUUCUUUUGACAAUCUUCUAAUGUAAAGUGCACAAACACUAGUGAUUUACCCAGGUGUCGUGUUUCUUUGUAUCUAGUACAAUGUUCUUGUACUAUGAUUUUCCUUGCACAGCUCUAUGGUGGUGAUUUACUGUACUGCACACACAGACCUCUAUUACAGUAUGUGUUUGUCUUCAGGUUCUUGUUCAUCAGUGUUUUAAAGUUUCUGUACUAUGAACUUUACCUCUGAAAAUGAGAUAUCAGAGAACAUGGAAUAAACUUUAAAUGGUUUAGUCGGUUUAUAGGUGAAAGGAUAUGCCACAACAAGGAUUUAAAACGAAUGUUUGUUACAAUAUAUCAAGCUUAAAGCACACAAGUUUAAUAACAGGGUUUCAGCUUCAGAGUGUAACACUCAUUUAUCAGAUGUUGUGGAAUAAAUAAAAGUUUACUGAAUGUA
Molecule: messenger RNA, 6150 nt
Organism: Myxocyprinus asiaticus (Chinese sucker)
Lineage: Eukaryota; Metazoa; Chordata; Actinopteri; Cypriniformes; Catostomidae
Gene: kif5c
Product: kinesin family member 5C
Exons: 26
Coding region: 346-3237 (963 amino acids)
Biological process (GO): mitotic spindle organization; microtubule-based movement
Molecular function (GO): microtubule binding; microtubule motor activity; ATP binding
Source: RefSeq, a predicted model, not a curated record